AUGACUGGUCCCGCUCUUGACGCUAUUCCCAACACUGCAGUCUUCACGCACCGCAUCAUCUGGGACUCCGCCAUGGAUGCCGCCGAAGAUCGCGAUGUGAAGCUUCAGCGAGCCUCCGGUGACCUGGUAGCUGAGUUUUCGGUCAAGCUGCCCUCGCUUCUGUGGAAAUCGCAACAUGGGACUUCCGUCCGCACCCCACGUAUAUGGGCACAGGUCACCAAAACAGAGAAACUCGUCAGCCUGCUUGAACCUUUCCAAGAGUGGCCUCAACUCUUAGAUCCCCAUUUGCAGAAGUUAUUACCUCCUUUAGUGGACGCUUUUCUGGCUUAUUUGGUCGAGCAUCGCGCUCAGUAUGGGUCUGCUUCUGCGAAAAAUUCCCAAAGGGGAAAGAUUUACCCUCUUCCAAGGGCCAUCUGCAGACUUCUAUACACUUUUUGCAAAGUCCGUGGUGUCAAGGUGAUCAGCAGGUUUUUGAAUAAUGAACCCAAGUACCUCGAAUCGAUGCUUCGAGGCUUUAUCGAAUGGGACAUGGUCCAGCAGUCGAAUACCGAAGACUUGAUUGACUCAGAGCCCCGACGACUUAUUUGGGAAGAGCGCUAUGUGAUGCUAGUCUGGUUGUCUCAUCUUCUCCUUGCUCCGUUUGACCUGUCUUCUUUGUCAUCGGAUGAUAUCCCAGUGCCCCAUGAUAAUAUGGAGCAACUCGGCUGGCUGCCUUCUGAAGCCCCAAUGAUCGCGAAAUCGCUUCUUUCCUUGUCGUUGCAUUACAUUGUUGCCGCGGGAAAAGAGCGAGAGGCGGCAACUGCUCUUUUGGCCCGUUUGGCUCUACGGGGAGAUAUGCAAGCUCUGGGGAUCCUGACAGGUUUGACUAAAUGGGCAUUUGCGAAGAUGCAACCUGGAGAUAAUGCUGAAUCACCAUCUGUUCAUGCCUGUAUCGGUGUGCUUACUUUCAUUGCUCGCCUGGGUGCGUCGGGCCAGGUCGAAGACUUUGCUCCCCUAAUCCAAGGGGUCUUUCAGCAAACCCUCAGCGUGUGUCAGGGAAAUUCAUCCGUGUCAGCUACCAUACAAUCUUCAGCUUUGGCCCGAAAGAUCGUGGUCAAGAUUCUUCGCAACAUCACGGCGAUGGCCUUGUCUUUGAGCGAGCGAGGCAGCGAAAACAUCAAUGAUGAUCAGCUUUCCACCAUACUGGAAGAUUCUAUCGAUCGCUUUUUGGUCUCGUUGGCCGAUAAAGAUACACCUGUGCGGUUUGCUGCGAGCAAAGCACUCAGCAUUAUUGCCCUCAAAUUGGAUCCGGAGAUGGCAACUGAGGUCAUUGAUGCCGUUAUUGGCUCGUUAGGGGAGAACAUCCUUUUCGAAAAAAGAGACGGUACCCUCAUCACGCCAUUUGAGGCGCGAAAGAUUGGCACUCACACAUUGAGACGAAAUCUCAGCGCUGUCGACGCUCAGCAAUGGCAAGGCUUAAUUCUGACGUUGGCUCAUUUGCUCUUCCGUCGAGCACCGCCAAUCCGUCAGCUGCCUGAAAUCCUUCAAUCACUUGUGGCUGGUUUAGACUUUGAGCAGAGAUCUUCAACUGGCAGCUCCGUGGGAACUGGUGUGCGAGAUGCCGCUUGCUUUGGUAUCUGGGCAUUGUCUCGAAAGUACACUACAGCGGAGCUUCUGGCACUGCAAAGACAAGUCAUUUCAUCACCAUCUGGGCAAACGGAUGUUGACGUUCUGCAAAAGCUGGCCGUGGAGCUCGUUUGUGCGGCUUGUGUCGAUCCAUCUGGAAAUAUCAGACGUGGCUCUUCUGCUGCGUUGCAAGAGUUGAUUGGUCGACAUCCUCACACGAUUGCAGAGGGCAUUCCUUUGGUGCAGGUUGUUGACUACCAUGCUGUCGCGCGACGUUCUCGGGCCAUUAUCGAUGUUGCUAAAUCAACAGCUUCUCUAGAUCAAAUUUACUGGAGCCCCCUUCUAGACGCCUUGAUGGGCUGGAGGGGAAUCGGGUCCCCAGACGCUGAUUCCAGAAGACACGCAGCCAAAUCCAUUGCGAAUUUGAGUACACAGGUGUCAUUCACUACCAUGCAACAAGUACUAGAUCUCCUGCUGCGAAAAUUCUUCAGCAUAUCUCGAAAUGAUGUAGAAACUCGACACGGCUGUCUGCUGGCAUUUUCUGCCACUGUUGAUGCAAUUAAUUCCGAGUGGGAAACAUCAUUGGAGACAAGAGAAUCCCCGGAAGCCAAGGCUGUUUUUUGCCAGGUGCUCAAGGUAUGGGAGAUCUUUGGCUCCCAAGCCGGUCCUACCGAUGAUGACUUGACGUUCCAAACUUCACGUCCCGAGCUCACAGCGGAGGCAUCUUCUUGCUUGAUCUCUUCUCUCUCGCGCUUUAUAACUACCACUGGCCUAGAAAAUCCCACCGAGGCUUUACUGGACCGUGUACUGCAGGUCCUUUCUCUCUCUGCAUCGCGGAGCGAUGAUACUUCUAUCGAAACUUCCUCUAAUGCCUUAUCUCAAUUGUUUCCACUUAUAUCGCCCUCGAAACAGGAGAAGACUGUGCGCGAUUGGUUUUCUCACCUCCACACUUCAUGGAGAAUGCCGACAGGCCGCGGUCAAAUCCUUGCACUCGGUGCAGUAUUCAAGCAGCUUGGAGCACAGCAUGACCUCCAAGGGAGCGUUGUCACUGAGUUGAUCCGUUAUACUGGCAAGGAAGAAUUGAUUGAGAAACGAGUUGCCGCCGUGAAGUGCUUGGCAACGAGCAUUCUACCACAUAUGGCUUACCCAACUGCAGCGUCCACGAAUGAACUUGCAUCUACCUUCCUUUCUUUCCUCAAUGAUUACACAACCGACAGAAGAGGUGAUGUCGGAUCACUCAUUCGAGUGGAAGCAAUCCAAGCCGUCGGAGUCCUUCUAAAAAGAGAGCCAACAUCACGAUCACCAUUGAUCCAAGAACUGGUCAGGUGUCUUUGUCGACUCGCCUGUGAGAAAUUGGACAAGGUGAGACUACAGGCAUGGCUCUGUCUUCAAAGCUUCUGGGAAUCAGCUGCAGAUCUACCUCCUAUUGAACGAAAUUUUGAGCACUUCAGCCAUGUCUCAUCACAGGAUUAUUUCAUCCAGCUCUUCACUUUGCACCGCAUUGAUUGGCUCCGCUUGCCUUUUCUGCAAGGAUUUGCAACUUCCGCUAUCUCAGGGGCGGAAGGCCUUGUUCGAGCAUCUCGCUCGGCAUUGAUUCAAUUUGUCAACUCUCAAUCACUAGCUCAUCGCCAAGAAAUUCUGAUGCUAUUUUUGGAGGAUCUUUCUACGAUACUGAGCGCUAAUCUUCAAGAUGACCGAUUUGCCAUUCCUGCCGUCGAGUUUAUUGCCUUCUUGAUCGAUGGCUUUGUUCCGAUUGUCCCCGAAGGUUCCGAUACAUGUUUCCGGAAAAUAUUCACAUUGGUUCAGAAGUCACAUCUCAAAUCGGCAAAUAUAGCUCGGUUAGAAGCUGCUGUCAAAGCGUAUGGAGCGUUAACAAGAAUUGAUUCGCUACGCGCAGGUGUCCUAAAGAAGCUGACUGGAAUGCUCUUGCAUCCUUUCCCGAGGGUUCGAUCGAGCGCUGCUGAAUAUCUUUUUGUUGUCACGGAAUCAGAUAUCAUCAAGUAUGAGGACUGGUCGGCUCCACCUAAAGAACUGAAGCCUCAGGUUGAUGGUUUGAAGAUUGCAUUUCACUUGGAACCCUGA
Penicillium salamii is the source of this 3687-nucleotide messenger RNA. NCBI's taxonomy places the organism in Eukaryota, Fungi, Ascomycota, Eurotiomycetes, Eurotiales, Aspergillaceae. The record is from the annotation of a GenBank genome assembly.